AUGACGCAGGAAAUUGAGGCUCCGCUGGGGACAACCACCACCAACUUUCCAGGCAGCCUUGCUACUCCAGAAUUGUACUGGCGUGAUCGUCAACCAUGGCUACAAGAACGGGGUUACGUGCUGCGCUCUCGAUACAAACCUGAUUGGGUGCCGUCCUGGCAGGGAACCAAGAAGACAUUUUUCGAAUGCGAAGAUGGACACGUAUUAGAACACCCAUAUAUCAUGGAUGCCACUAGGAUUUCGGACGGUACUCUGGUAUCGCUCAAGAAGGUUUCUGCUACUGUACACCCUCACGAAGUGGACAUUGGGCGAUUCCUCUGCUCCGAAGAGGUGGCCUCACAUCCCGAAAACCAUUGCGUACCAUUAUGGGACGUACUCGAGGACCCGUCUGAAGACAAGGUCUUGAUUCUCGUAAUGCCCUUGCUCAGGAGUUGCAAUGAUCCAGAGUUUGAGACUAUCGGAGAGGUAGUCGACUUCAUUCGGCAACUCAUUACGGGAUUGAAGUUCAUGCAUGCGCAUCAUGUUGCCCACCGUGAUAUCAUGUUACGGAAUGUAAUGCUGGAUCCUAAAUCGAUGUAUCCAGACAUGUAUCACCCUCGUCACAGGACUGAACGACGAGAUUUCAAGGGCACGGCUAAAUUUUACUCGCGCACCGAGCGGCCGACUAAAUACUACUAUGUGGAUUUUGGUUUGUCGCGCAAGUAUGAUCCAGCCGACGGGCCUCCUCUGGAAUUGCCCAUACUGGGUGGGGACAAGACCGUGCCCGAGUUCCAAGGUGAGGGCUACAAUAUAGCUGUAGACCCCUUCCCGACGGACAUAUACUACCUCGGGAAUCUCAUACGCAUGGCGUUUCUGCAGUAUUAUCCUGAUUUUCACUUUCUCCACGCCCUCGUCGCAGACAUGGUCCAGAGCGAUCCCCAGAAACGCCCGCCUAUCGAGGAGGUCGCUUCCCGGUUCACUGAAGCCACAUCCAAGCUGUCCUCGCGGAGUCUCCGCGGUCGUCUCAGACAGAGGAAUGAAUCGGCCAUCGUCCGACUUCUCUUGGGCAUUGGACACAUGUUUAGGACCGCGAAGUACGUCGUAAAGCGGCUACCCCCAGUGCCUAUCCCUCCCGCGUAG
This is a messenger RNA of Postia placenta MAD-698-R-SB12, 1119 nucleotides long. RefSeq lists its product as hypothetical. Gene Ontology annotation, biological process: protein phosphorylation; intracellular signal transduction. Gene Ontology annotation, molecular function: protein serine/threonine kinase activity; ATP binding. The record is from RefSeq and is a predicted model, not a curated record. The coding region runs from base 1 to 1119 and encodes 372 amino acids. NCBI's taxonomy places the organism in Eukaryota, Fungi, Basidiomycota, Agaricomycetes, Polyporales, Adustoporiaceae. The transcript has 5 exons.